Eucalyptus grandis is the source of this 1011-nucleotide messenger RNA. Its product is annotated as 21 kDa protein. Gene Ontology annotation, biological process: negative regulation of catalytic activity. Gene Ontology annotation, molecular function: enzyme inhibitor activity. NCBI's taxonomy places the organism in Eukaryota, Viridiplantae, Streptophyta, Magnoliopsida, Myrtales, Myrtaceae. The record is from RefSeq and is a predicted model, not a curated record. The transcript has a single exon. Bases 91 to 693 code for a protein of 200 amino acids.
CCUUUCCCACUUUCAUCGACGAACUCAACCACUCAACUUCACUCACUCACUCACUCACUCACAAACACACACACGAACAAAAACAGAGAGAUGGAACGAUCGAGUGCUCUAGCAAAUUUAGCAACAAAGCUCCUCGUAUGCCUAGCCAUAUGUUCCUACAUCAUCUCAAUUAGCUCCGCCCAAACAUCCACCAACACCCAGUUCAUAAGAACAUCAUGCAGUAAAACCACCUACCCGCGCCUGUGCUACACCUCCCUCUCCAGCCACGCCAACCUCAUCCAGACGAGCCCUAAGCUCCUCACCAGCACCGCCCUCAACGUGACCCUUAACAAGGCACGCUCGACCUCAGCCAUGAUGGUGAGGCUGUCUCGGGCCCACGGGAUGAAGCCGAGGGAGGUGGGGGCGAUGCAGGACUGCGUCGAGGAGCUGAGCAGCACGGUGGACGAGCUGAGGCGGUCCAUCCACGAGAUGGGCCAGAUCAAGAGGUCCUCCAACUUCGGGCUGAUCAUGAACGAUGUGCAGACGUGGGUGAGUGCUGCCCUCACGGAUGAGAACACGUGCUCGGACGGCUUCACUGGGAGCACGAUGAACGGCAAUACUAAGACGGUCGUGAGGAACGCGAUACUGACCAUUGCGCAUCUCACCAGCAAUGCUUUGGCCUUGAUCAAUCGUUACGCCGAGCUUCAGGGCUAAUGCCAAUUGCUACAUAGCCAUGACCGUAAUUGUUACUUGUCAAUCAUACCUAGCCAGCUACGUAGAGAAGGUAUAUUAUCGUUUGGGAUAUACAUUGUAUGAUUGGGAAACUCUAGGUGUUUUGUCGUUGAUCUGUAAGAUGUAGAUGGAGUUGCCAGAUUAAAAGAAUUGAUGGCGGCAGCCAAGGUAGCAAUAGGAUGCAUAAAUGAGGUUAAUCUUGUUUCCCCCGUGUGCUCUGCAGUUAAUUUGUUCAUGCAUAUAUUAGCCUUGUAUCUGGUGAUUGAAUGAUUCUAAUGGACCUAUAGUUUGCUUGGAAAA